CGUGCGUCCUGCGUUAUCAACCCGGAACUAAAGUUUGAUUCAAUUCGAUUUGUGAACCGGUUCAAAAGAACGAUUCGUUCAAGAACCGAACAUCACUACUAGGAACUGCAUGAUCCAACGGCUUACCGUUAGCUCCACGAAUGCUUCAUAAAAUAAUAAGCGUAACGCGGUGAGUUUCCCGUGAGGCGUAUCAAGAUACGUGAUUACAUUACGUUAUUCUCAAGAAACAGAUGUUUACCCCUCACCAAACAGGGCGUCCAGCGUCGCCUCACCCGGUUUUACAAAAAACUGUUUGCGGACGCUGCACUGUUUGCAAAGUACACCUAAACUCUUCUGCGGACCCUAGACUUCUGCCUUGCCUGCAUAUAGUUUGCAAUACGUGCCUUACGAAGAUCUGCACAGAUGGUGCCACACAAGAUUGUCCAUUAUGUGCACAAUCCUUUUGCUUGUCUGAGGUCACAGAAUGUGCCAUUUUUGAAGACACGUCUAACAAUAACAAUAUUCCCAAGUGUGGCGGGUGUGAAGAGAGUGAGGUUAGUGGAUGGUGUGUCCAGUGUGAGGAGGCCCUGUGUUUGGACUGUACAUCUGCUCAUCGUAGGGUAAAAGUGACCCGUGACCAUGAAGUCACACCCAAAAAACCACCUACAGGUUGGACACAGAGAAGACGCUGUCCCUCACACACUCAGGAGAGCUUGAGGUUCUUCUGUCUUGUUUGUGAAGAGCUCACCUGUAAGGACUGUCAGCUGAUCACUCAUAGGGGCCACAGUUUUGUGCAGCAGGAGGAAGCUGUGGGAUUGCAGAGACAGCAGCUGCAGAGUUUGUUGGACUCCAUCAGACAACAGAAAGAGACGGUCAUCAGCAGCCUGCUGCUCCUAGAGGCAAGAUUGCAGGAAAUUGAAAAAAUUAAAGCAGCAGCAAAGAAGAUGUUGACACAGGUAGUCCACUCCAUUUAUCAGGCUCUGGUUCUGAAAGCUACACAGAUGUUAAAGGUGAUAGAGGCAUUAUUUGCAGAGGAGGUGGGGUGUUUGUUGGAGAAGAAGACAUCUCUGAACAAGUUGGAAGGCUGUCAGGAGUACAUAGCAGCUUUUAUUGACAAGAUCCUAUGCACAGAGGGCCACGGCCUCCUGGUCCACACAAAAAGGAUUGAGACCCAGGGGAAAAAGCUUCUGUCCCAGAAGGCAUACACCCCUGAGACCAUGAUUGAACUGCACCUUCAGAUUCAGAAUGAACUCUGUCAGCACAUCAUGAAAUUUGGAUUUUUGAGGAUAAGAAAGGUUCUUGUCCCAUUUACCACUCAGAGAACUGAUUCCACUCAGUUAGAGUCUGUGUCUGUGAAAAGCUCAAAUCCAAAUUCUCCUCUAACUGCCACUGAUGUUCAUCCUGCACCCACUUCCUCAAGUGUUGAUGCACAGGUUCAGGGUGAAUAUGUUCUCAACGGCUCUGAACUGCAUCCCUGUGCCUCCUCUCAGAUUGUGCAAAUGAACCAGGCCCACUCUGCAUGUAACGAUGUUGCCUCAUCCCAACUGAAUCCAUCUAAACGAUCCUCUUCAGACCUUCAGAGUUCAUCAUCCUCACCAUCUUUACAAGUCCAGUCCCACGAAGUCAUGUCUGAGCAAUCCAAGCAUGCUUACAGUCCCUCAUCGAACCCAUAUUUUCCUCAAUAUUCUCCGUCUGUUUAUUCUCAGCCUCGUCUUCCAUUCAUGAACUGCACAGCAUCUCAAAUAAACAAUAUCUCUGAGUCAGCCAAAUGUAGGAAGACCUAUUGCCCUACAAUGCAGGUCUCUCAAACACGCAUACUCACCCGCCCAUUGCCAGUUAACAGCCAAAAACAACCAAUUCCAGUCAACAACCAAACACCUGUAACAACUCAUCCGAUACCAGCCAACAACCAAACACUCGUGCCAGCUAACAACCAAACACCUGUACUAACUCAUACAAUGCCCGUCGACAGCCAAACACCCAUACCAAUUCACCCAAUACUAUCCAACAACCAAGCACCCCUACUAACUCAUCAGAUGCCAGUCAAUAACCAAAAACAACCGAUUUCAGUCAACAACCAGACACCUAAAACAACUCAUCCAUUGCCCGCCAACAACCAAACACCCCUACUAAUUCAUCAGAUGCCAAUCAACAACCAAACACCUGUACCAACUUAUCCAAUACCAGCCAGUGACCAAACACUCACACCGCCUCAUCCAAUGCCAGCCAACAACCAAAUGCCUGUAUUAAUUCAACCAAUAUCAGCCAACAACCAAACACCCCUACAAACUCAUCCAAUACCAGCCAACAACCAAAUGCCUGUAUUAAUUCAACCAAUAUCAGCCAACAACCAAUCAACCAUACUAACCCAUUCUUUACCAAUUUGCAACCAAACACUCAUACUGACCCAUCCAAUACAAACCAAUUUCCUGGGGCCUGGACAUUCUUUUUCUGUGCAACCCAAUAUUCCCUUAACUGUCCUUUCAACUGUAAAUGCACUUUCUUUAAAUGACGCUACUGCAGUCUCUAAUGUCCACUUUACUGAAGCCUCCAGUGGUAGGAUGAAUCAUUGUCCCCAGGACCCUUGUGCACCAGAUCCCACCAGUACAAUUUCUAAUGCUAUCCCAAGCACAGCUAGUGGUUCUUUACUUCCUGUAAACCCAGUGCCUUCUGCUCCCAUUAGUGGCAACGGCACCCUCUGGAGUAAGAGCAGCACUUACAAUAGCAUUAACGUCCCAGUCAAGGCCUUGGCUGAUUCUGCCUGUGAUCAGGAUGCAGAUGUGAGCAGCACGAAUUUCACUGAUACGGAUCAUCUGGAGAGCAUCUUGCCCACCUCCCUUGUGUCAGAGACAGCUCCCAAAGAACCUUCACCAGAUCCUGCCCACUCCUCUGGCCCAUCCGACAUUCACCAGGAUUCUCCCUCCACCAUCACAGAGAAAUGUUCAAGACAACCUCUAGACGAUCAGUCAUCAACCAAGAACUACUCUGGACCAAAACACUGGAGCGUUGGCAUGCCGACAACUUUCCGUCAGCUUGUAGAGGCAACAUGCAUACCUGUCAGGUCAAAAGACAAUCUGAACACCACACCUCCAGCCGAUUCAACUCCUUGUAGCACAUCAGAAGACCUUGAUGGGGAGAGGACAACUCAUUUCAAGACUGUCCAAAGUGCUUCUGACUACAGGGAGGCAAAAAAAGAAGACAAAAAAGAAGACAAAGAACCUGCAGUAACGGUGGAACACUUCAGAAGACAAAUCAAACAACUCAAGAGGUCUCUACGUGUUUCUCUUGAGUGUCUGCCCAUCUCUCUGCCUCCAAGUGGACAGCCACUCCCAGAGUUCCACCUUACUACAGAUGCCUCCACAGGUCACAUCUUAGUACAGGAAUCCCGGGGCGGACAGGUUUACCAGGUGUGGAGAUGGCAUGAAGAUCCAUUACCAUCUAGAUCCUCUUCUUGCUCUGUAUCCCAAGACAGCGACAGCUCCCCGGCAUCUGAUGUAGAGUUCUGUGCCGUGUGUCUGUCUGCAGGAGCUCCACUUCUGUGUGCAAAAUGUGGCUGUGCUUUUCACUAUGACUGUCACAUCCCACAAAUCCUCACAAAACCUUGUAAGGAUUGGGUGUGUUUGCUAUGUCAGGAUGUAAAUGAGACGGUUGUGUAUGGCAGUGAGGAGAUGAGGACACCUAGUCUGAGUCUGGAAGAUCAAAGAAAGUGUGAGAAGCUUGUCUUUGGUCUCCUGUGUGAUGAGAACAAAAGCCUGCUCUUCAGCGCCACCAAGAAUCACUCAAAAACAGCCGAAUUUGAUAUAAUACUCGGCCGACUCCUGGGGAAACGGAAGCCGCCUUAUCGGACUGUUGCUGAGCUGGUGUCAGACGUUUGGACUCUUUUUGACAUCUUGAUGAUGAACUCUGAGAAGAAAAACAUGGUUGUCAAACUUAAACAAUCUUUCCAGCAACAGCUGAAUGAAUCUUUUGGGAAGAGUCUCCAUCCUUCUCUUCUGAAUCACUCAAGCAGCAAAGAUCCAAGCAGAAUGCCAGAGACAGAGACUGAACAAGAGAAGCACAGAAACACUUUGAAACGCAUGAGGGAGUUUUUCACGGCAAACUGUGGUACAGCUGCAAAGAAAUCCUGCAAUGAUAAAGGGAAGGAGAAAGAUGGCUGUGGAAACACUGCAGCUGCGGAAUACUGAAGUGCCUCAUUCAUUGCUUUUUAAAUCGAGAAAAAAUCUUCUGUAUUCGCUUGUGAAGAGGGAACCAGACCACUUUCUGUUUAUUAUUGUAGUUCGCUUAUUCAGAUUUGCCUUUAAGUAAGAUGUGUAUUAAACAGAUUAUUUUCAUCCAA
Molecule: messenger RNA, 4315 nt
Organism: Cyprinus carpio (common carp)
Lineage: Eukaryota; Metazoa; Chordata; Actinopteri; Cypriniformes; Cyprinidae
Biological process (GO): positive regulation of DNA-templated transcription
Cellular component (GO): nucleoplasm; chromatin
Molecular function (GO): zinc ion binding; ubiquitin-protein transferase activity
Source: RefSeq, a predicted model, not a curated record